Lobosporangium transversale is the source of this 695-nucleotide messenger RNA. RefSeq lists its product as hypothetical. The record is from RefSeq and is a predicted model, not a curated record. Bases 128 to 559 code for a protein of 143 amino acids. The transcript is spliced from 2 exons. NCBI's taxonomy places the organism in Eukaryota, Fungi, Mortierellomycota, Mortierellomycetes, Mortierellales, Mortierellaceae.
UCUCUUUCACAGAGCCAUUACAAGAACAAUCUCCCACACCGGACCUUCGCCAGAGCACCUUAGACCCCUAGCAAGGACGUCCACAUCCCUUGACCAGAUCCUUUACUCAUCCUUAGCAUUAUUCACAAUGAUCAUUCCCUAUGCUCUUUUGGUUCCCUUAUUGCUUCUGAAUUCAGCCUCUGCUAGCCAUUGGACUUGUUACAGAAAACGGAUGAAGGGUAUUGGUUAUGAUGUUGAUGCUGUUAUUGCAGAUCCAAGUGGCAUUAUUAUUGCACAAACUAGUUGGCACAGUGACUGGGCCGACGUUUACACAAAAAAGAACCAUAGAGGGAGGAUGGACAUUAGAAAAAAUUUCCAAAGUUGGUCUUUUGCUAUUGAUGGUAAUGACUAUGGAACCUUCUAUCCUGCAGAAGUGAACAGACUUGAAAACAACAUUGACAGAAUUGCUUUUGGGUGUUAUGACACGAGUGCAACAGACUACUGCACGCAAUAUAACUACAUCAGGAAUAUGUACUACAGAUGGCUAGACGAGGUCAGGGACGGGAAGUUGAAUGUCUAGAGCAAAUAUCAAAUAUACAUGUAGGAAAAAAAAACUUAUUAGCAUCACCAGCCCAUACCUGUAGUAUUGGUUCAUCAUAGCCAUAGUCCAUCUUCACCCAGCACACAAACAAAUAAAGGCCGAUUGAGUUUGCAAG